AUGGGAAGGACUUCAUUAUCUGAUUGCUUGCCAUGCAAACCAGGACAUUACUGUUCAACUGCCGGUCAAACCCAACCCAGCGGCUUGUGCUUUGAGGGUUUUUAUUGCACCAGAAAUGCCUCCCAGCCUAAUCCACCUGAUGGUCAAAGUGGUGGAAUUUGCCCUGUGGGAUUUUACUGCAAAGCUGGAGCACGUAAACCUGUUCCCUGUCCUGUCACAACAUUCCUGAAUCACAGUGGUGGUGCUGAGUGUGCUGUGUGUCCUGCUGGAUUUUACUGCACUCAUGGCAACAGGAUUAAUCCCUGCCCACCAGGAUUCUACUGUCCAGCCAGCACUGGGGUAGAAAUCCCAGCAUGUCCUGUAGGUACAUAUGGAGGACGUGCAGGACUAAAGGAAGAGAGGGAUUGUCUGCCAUGCAAAGGAGGGUUCUACUGUGCCCAAGAUGGCCUUCCAUGGCCUCAGGGGAAGUGUGAUCCUGGGCAUUACUGUACAUCAGGGGUGAACAUCCCCAACCCUGGGCCAACACAGGAGUUCUUGGGCAUAGGUGGAAAGUGUGGGGUUGGACAGCACUGUCCUGCUGGAUCAGCCCAACCACAGCCAUGUCCAUCAGGAACCUAUGCUGAAGAAGAAGGAAUGCAGUAUUGUCGAAGGUGUCCUGCAGGAUAUUACUGUCAAUCUACGGUGGUGACUCCUGAGCCCUGUUUGCCGGGUUAUUAUUGUCCCUCUGGAACCGAGGAAGCCACACAGUAUCCCUGUCCUCCAGGAACAUACAACGAACGACCAGGUAGUAGAAGUGAGAGGGAGUGUGAGACCUGUCCUCCAGGGCAACACUGCAGUGGAUUUGGCCUCGCGAAACCUUCUGGGCCUUGUGCCACGGGUUACUACUGCACAGGGGGGUCAGCAACCAGCAAACCAACCACUAAUAAUUUGAAGUUUAACACUUCCUUGAACUCCACUUCUGAGUGCAAGUCCUGGCUGGAACAAAACCAAAUGACAGGUGGGCUUUGUCCAGCUGGUUAUUAUUGCCCACCAGGAUCUCCCUCUCCAGUACCAUGUGAUGCAGGGACAUACUGUUCAGAUACAAAACUCUCCGCACCAACAGGAGGCUGUAAUGCCGGAUAUUAUUGCAAUGCUGGCUCCACACAGCCUGACCAACACAUCUGUCCUGCUGGCUUUUACUGCCCAGGCAGCACAGUGGUUCCUAUACCUUGCCCAACUGGUACCUACAGCAACAACACUGGAAACGAAAAGGAAUCAGACUGCCAGCUUUGUCUUAGUGGACAGUUCUGUGAAGGGCAAGGCAAUGUUGCUCCUGAUGGUCCUUGCUUGGCUGGAUUUUAUUGUCCCCCUGGUCAAAGGUCAGCCAGUCCUACUUCAUUCCUCUGUCCAUCUGGUCACUAUUGUCCCAGUGGAACUUCCAUUCCACUUGCAUGCCAGGGAGGAACUUACCAAGCGCAGGAAGGCCAAGAGAUCUGUGAAUCAUGUCCAGCUGGUUUCUUUUGUGAAUUCUCUAAUGGUUCUGGUGGGAAGGUUCCUGAGCUGUGUCCCAUGGGCUUCAUCUGUCCUCCUGGCACCACUUUGGGUACAGAACAUCCCUGUGCUGAGGGUACAAAUGGUCCUUUGCCCGGUACAGCAAAUGAGGCGGGCUGUUUACCCUGUUCACCAGGUAUGUAUUGUGCUUCCAAUGGCCUCUCCAACCCCAGUGGACCGUGUUACCCUGGAUACUACUGUACUGGAAGUGCCAUCACCCCAACUCCCAGCAAACAUUUGGUAUAA
Messenger RNA from Mobula hypostoma (lesser devil ray), 1776 nucleotides. RefSeq names its product delta-like protein 1. The record is from RefSeq and is a predicted model, not a curated record. Bases 1 to 1776 code for a protein of 591 amino acids. Lineage: Eukaryota; Metazoa; Chordata; Chondrichthyes; Myliobatiformes; Myliobatidae. The transcript has 12 exons.